AUGUUUCCAUGGAGGCAGGGAGGACGGCACAUCAUGAUUGCAUGUCAUCUGCAGGACACACACUCCGAUACGCGGUGGCCUGUUACUCAGCAGGCGAUGAAACCCACGCGGGAUCAAAUAGUGAUGCAAUGCAAGGACCCAGUUAUCCGUCAGCGCAUUCGCGAUGACCUGCAGGUGGCUAUGCAGCAACCGACGUCCCUGAUGCAGAUCGACCAGACGGUGAGGCGGGCUCUCCUCAGUAAUACAGUGGCAAUUCCCCGAGAUGAACGCAAACCUUGGCAACACCCAAGCACGGCACGGGGGCUCGCGGACAUGUGGAAGGCACGACGGGCACUACAACAGCAAGCCCUUCAAUCCACCGAGGGGAAGGCCUAUGAGAAUGCCCUUGAAAAUUUCAAGCAGCAACGACGGGAACUACGUAAAGAUACUCUGCAGAGGAGACGAGACUUGUGGGAAACACAGCUGCAGGAGGCGGAGCAGGCUCACGCCCGAGGCAACAUUAGAGAGUUCUAUCAGACAGUGAAGCGUUUGGCUCCGCGACCACGCCCCGGCAAGGUCCAACUACGUGAUGAUCGAGACCAAUUGCUCGGGCCUAAAGCAGAACUUGACGCCAUUCACAAAUACUGGACUCAGAUCUUUGAUGUGCCAUCUUUACCAACACAGCAGUGGGUGCUUCAGUCGUCUAUGCGUUUCGAGCUGAAUGAAGUGCUGCACAUCCUGCGAAAGCUACCUGUUCACAAAGCAGCAUCUCCAGGGUGUGCCCCAGCAAUUGGAUGGCAGGUCGGUGCAGAACAGCUCGCUCCACCUAUGCUGGACCUUCUUCAUGAGAUGUUCAAGGCAGGGCCUAUUUCCAUUGAUGUGCAGUUGACCACAGCUUGGCUUUGCUUUUUACCGAAACCCAACAGAACGAAUCGCAAAGCGGAAGAUCUUCGUCCUAUUGGACUACAGCCGGUGCCCUCCAAAGUGAUCACAGCUCUCUUGAGAUCGCGCUUACAACCCUACGUCGAUGUAUGCGUGGAGCAGGUACCUCAAUAUGCCUACACCAAGCAUCGAUCCACACUGGAGGCAAUAGCAAUUGCAGCGGGUCAUUGUCAGCAAGUAAGACAAGCAGUCCAGGAUCAAAAACUGGGACUACAUGAACGACGAGCUGGAGUAACCAGGCAACCAUGCGCAGGGGGGGGCCAGUUAGCACUUGACUUUUCUCGCGCUUUUGAUUCCCUUCCCAGAGCCGUAAUGAAGGAUAUGCUGAAAUGGGCAUCAGUACCCACGGAUCUGAUCACAGCUCUGCUUGCAUGGCAUGAGCAGACCAUGUAUCAUUUUGGAACGCCAGGCACCAAGGAUGUUCGCGAGAUCAGAGUUUCCCAAGGCGUCAAACAAGGAUGCCUAAUCGCACCAUCUCUUUGGACCAUCUACACAUGCUACAUGUGUCAUCUCAUCAACCAGGAAAUGGGAGACCAAUGGUACCAUGAACACUUCGUUGGCUUUGCCGACGACGUUCACCUCAGGUGGCUCCUUCAUUCUUAUGCGGAAUGCGAGCAAAUGUGCACAGACAUUGACAGGAUCCUGCAGCUUCUCCGGAACCUCAAGGUGCACGUGAACCCCAGUAAAUCACACCUGCUGGUUCGCGUGAGAGGGAAUGAAGCAGAACGAUGGUUACGUCGGCGCAGGUACACAGACAAGGACGGCAUCCAUCACAUCAGAUACAACCUCUACACCAAGGCCAGCCUGGAGCUCAAGAACAAGUUCACUUACCUAGGAGUCUGCCUGUCUUACGACAAUUUCGAAGCACAAACGAUGGAACUUAGACUGGCAAAAGCACAACAGCAUAAACAACGACUGCAAAAAGUUCUCCAAGGUCGAGGUGGCUUGACGCUCAAGCAGAGGCUUAGAUUGUGGCAGGUGUGCGUCCAAACGUCCCAACUUUAUGGAUUGGAAGCCAUUGGUGUCACGGAGGCCACACUCCGGCUACUCAAGAUCCAGACGCUGAAGCAUCUACGCGCAAUCGCCAAAUCACCCAGACACAUCACUAAAGAAUCCGAUGAAGCGCUCCUUCUGAGACUGAAGAUGGCAUCACCCUCGGAGGUCCUGACAAAGCGCAUGCGCACCAUGAUUGCAAGGCAUGAAGCCCAGCAUCGGCCAACAUGUUUUCUGACGGAUCGUAUCCUCGAGCGGGUGCAGGCAUGUCUCCACGACUUGCAGAACAUUCCGGAUCACAACAGCAAAAGGGACUACCUCAAUGCAGCCUGUGCGAUACCCGUUUUGCUCGAUGGGCGACCCUCCGGAGGCACAUUGAACGUCAGAGUUGCCCAGGAGAUCAAUGCACUCUUCGGCCAGAUCCUCCCGGCGACACAGGCGCUACAAGCAAUACAGGAGAACAAAGAGGACCAGCACAUGGACGCGGCCACAAGUCAGGACAAGGACAAGGGCGCGAACAAGCGUCACAAGGCGGAAGCAACGAGGCGCCGAGAAAAACGAAGCCGGCCACCAUCAGCCAAUGGUUCAGACAAGGAGACGACACAGCUCACUCAGCUGGUCAAACUGAUGGGACACCUCGUUCUGAGACAGUCAGAACAGCUGAAUCGCAUCAGCACCGAAACAGGCUUCUUCAUGGUACUGGAAACACCGCCGACGAAAGGCUCCAUCACACCGGUGAUGUUCCAGGUAGCAUCGGAGUGGAGGAAAUGCAAGCAGAACGCUCCGGACAAGCUGACAGCCUCCUUGAGCACAACGAUGUUUCUUUGCAUUCUUCAGGAACUGCGAUCCAGAAGCGAGCUGAUUCUUCACAAAGAGGAGGCAAAGACGCAAGCAGUAUCACUGAAAUUGCUGACUCAGGAGAACGAGUGGAAGUAUCGCAAGUGGGACCCCAAGACAGAGACGCUCGUGGAGGAUACCACCAAGGAACCAUUGCCGCAUGCUUUGCUCGUUCAAACCCUAGAAAACAUACAGGAGGAGGUGAGCAAGGGCCAGGGCGUGACCAACUUUCAGGCGACAAAACAGCUCACGGAGACCAUGGAGAACGAAGCAGUACCCUUCAUGCUAGACGUGGGGCUGAGGGACGACGCCUUCCACAAACAAAUGCUACGACUGGUAGAUCUAGGGGCCAUGAUGCUGAUCGCGGCACGUCUUCGAACGCAAAGGUCCAAAGCAACCCCGCAGAUGGACAAACUCUACAAGGCGCUGAAGGAACUCUAA
Messenger RNA from Symbiodinium sp. CCMP2592, 3192 nucleotides. NCBI's taxonomy places the organism in Eukaryota, Dinophyceae, Suessiales, Symbiodiniaceae. The record is from the annotation of a GenBank genome assembly.